Messenger RNA from Mirounga angustirostris (Northern elephant seal), 9518 nucleotides. It is a transcript of the gene MYO15B, whose product is annotated as myosin XVB. The record is from RefSeq and is a predicted model, not a curated record. Gene Ontology annotation, cellular component: myosin complex; cytoskeleton. Gene Ontology annotation, molecular function: ATP binding; protein binding; cytoskeletal motor activity. NCBI's taxonomy places the organism in Eukaryota, Metazoa, Chordata, Mammalia, Carnivora, Phocidae.
AUGGGCGGGAGCAAGGGCAAAGCGCCCCAGCGCCAGGACAGGCCGGAGAGGCCGGCCUCCGGGGAGCAGGAGUCCCGGUCGGCCAGCGCAGACGGCGCGCCUAGCCGGGAACGGCGACAGGGUCGCGGUAAGGCCCACAGCGCCAGGCCAGUCUUGGGGCCCUCCACUUCGGGAAGCCACGGGACCCCUGGUGGCCGCCAGAAGCCCACCGCAGAGCGGAACGGCGGCUGCAGACGGCCAGCGGCUGGGCCGCCCGCGGAGGCCCAGCGGGGACUAGGCCGCGCGCGGUGUCGGGGACCCAGGUCUAAGCACCGGGACGGCCGUGGCGGGCGCCUGGAGGAAGAGAGUCUCCCCGGAGAAGGGAGGACCGGCGAGCUCUGCCGCCGCAGGAAGAGAGGAAAAGGGCGGAGACACCCGGCUCGGCACGGCCGCCGAGAGACCCGGCGCCUCGAUGGGGACGCGUCAGGUGGAGACGGGGGCAGCUCUGGCCAGGAGAGCGAAGCCCGCGAGGCCCAGGAGAGCGACAGCCAGAGCAGUGGAGCCCCGGAGCUGCGGCCCAAGCCGGAGCAAACGGACACGGGCUCGGGAGACCCCCAAACUGGGUCGGAGCCAGCGCUGGAACCCGGCGAGCGCCCCAGCAGCGACGGUCUGAGCAGCGACGGCGGGGACAGCCCUGAGCCCCGGAGCCGGGAAGGGUCGUCGGGGGUGGGACCCCGGGGAGAGAGCGAGGAUUCCGGGACAGGCACGGAGUCGAGCCUGGAGGGGGCCGGGCGGGGAGGGGGCCCAAGGGCAGCCCCAGGAACUGCGAGCCGGGCCACUGAAGCCGAAGAGACUGAGCCGGGCAAAAAAGCCAAGGCCUCCAGCCCCCUCGAGGGCAGCCCCACGUGCGUCUCCCGGAGCUCGCCGGCUUCCGGGGACCCCAGGCCGGCCCGGGACUCAGACAAUGAGGCGCGGUCGGAGGCUGAGCCGCAGGGCGACGAGCCUGGAAGAGCCUCGGCCUCGGCCUCGGCCGCCGGGACUCGGCGCCGCCAGGACGGAAAGCUGGUGGGGAAAGUGCAAGUGGCGGCGGGCGAGAGCGAAUCUGGGGCUGGAGAGCGGGACGGGCCCGGAACCCCAGCGCCGCUGGCCGCCCUCGUGGCGCUCCGCAGGCUCCGCGCGAAAGCGCCGCCAAACCCGGCUCCCCGGGCCGCGGCUCCGGCUCCCCGCCGCGCCGGCCUUAAGGAGAGGCUCCCGCGCGGAGUGCGCGCCCUGGGUCUCCUGCGCUGCCUGCAGCUGCGGCGGCGGCGGCCGGCCGGCGAGGGCCGGGGGGCGGGGCCGCGGGGCGGGGUCACGGGCCGGGACUGCGGCGACGGCAAGGGCUGUGCCUGGCGGGACGGCCCAGGGCUCCCCCUAGCGGCGACUCGAGCUCCCCACAGUUUGCGAAGAGCUCAGCUCCCGGAGACUCUUCUGAGGAUGAGGAUCCGACUCCGGAUUCCAAGCCCCAGGAUCCACAGGACUGGGAGGGCGUCGAGCAGUCGGAGCUCAGAGGAAGCAUCCACGGACGCCCCACCCGGGGAGGGGCACGUUUUUCCUUGUGCAGGAGCUUCGGGGGACAGUGAGGGGCGCAGGGCGAGUGGAGAAAAUGUGGCCGGGCCCCGCCGAGGCUCUCUGCUCGGCCCUACUCCCCACGACGAGCCCCUACUCGACGAAAGCGGCUCCAGCAGCGAGGCGGAGCCCGAGACCUUGGGGGCCGAGGCUCCGGUCCACUGGGCUCAGAGCUCAGAACCCCGCGAGGACCCUGGGCUUGGCAACGCGCUGCUGCCCCGACUCACCUUGGAGACCCGCCUGCUGUGGGAGAGAAGCCCGGGCCCCUGCGGGUCCCCGAGGGAGCGGUGGGAGCCAGAGGAUGAGACGGAGGAGGACCUGGAGCUGAGCCUGGGGCCGGGCGUGGAGGGGCCGCCCUUAUUGGGCGCUGAGGGCAGGAGUCUUGGGGAAGGCCUGGGAGACACGGAGGACCUGGCUCAGCUGCGACCAGUGUGUCACGGCUCUGUGCUGCGAUGCCUCAAGAAGAGAUUUCAUCUGGGCCGAAUCUACACCUUUGGAGGGCCUCUUCUGCUCUCUCUGAACCCCCGCCGGCCCCUGCCUCUCUUCUCAGCUGAGGUCCUGGCCAGCUACCACACCAAGAAGGCCCCUAACACCACCCGACACAUCUCGGCCAUCGUGGUAUCGGCCCAUAGCCGGUCUCGGAGUACUGGGCAGGGCACGUGCAUUCUCCUUGGUGGGCACAGUGGCUCAGGGAAGACAGAAGCUGCCCAAAAGGUCGUGCAGCCCCUAAGCAGCCUGGAGCAGGAACACGCAAGGGACUGAAGAUGUCAACUGGACGGUGUGCUCCUCCUACUCAGCAGCUUUGGCCACACCAAGACAGUCCUCGAUGCCAACGCCAGCCGCUCCGGCCGGGUCUUCUGCCUCCACCUGCAGCACGGGGUCAUCGUGGGAGCCUCUGUGUCACAUUAUCUGCUUGAGACCUCAAGGGUGGUGUUUCAGGCCCAGGCUGAGCGGAGCUUCCAUGUUUUUUACGAGUUGCUGGCGGGGCUCAACCCUGCGGAACGGGAGCAGCUCUCCCUACAGGGGCCAGAGACCUACUACUACCUCAACCAGGGCCAGGCCUGCAGUCUCCAGGGCAAGGAUGAUGCCCAGGACUUCGAAGGACUGUGGAAGGCCCUGCAGGUCAUGUGCCCCAAGGAGGUGACCGCCGCCUGGGCUGUGCUGGCCGCCAUCCUGCACCUGGGCAACAUUUGCUUCUCCUCUUCCGAGCGGGAGUCCCAGGAGGUGGCUGCCGUGUCCAGCUGGGCUGAGAUCCACAUGGCAGCCCGGCUGCUGGUGGUGCCACCUGAACGCCUAGAGGGGGCUGUCACCAGGAGGGUCACGGAGACACCGUAUGGCUGCGUCUGCAGGUCUCUGCCGGUGGAAAGCGCCACUGAUGCCAGGUGGCCCUGGGGGCGGGAGGGAGCCGCAGCCGGGCCUGGCACUCUACGGCACAGGCUCACUCACCCUGCCCACAGGGACGCCCUGGCCAAGGCUCUGUGUUCCCAGCUUUUCACCUGGCUUCUGACGAGGAGCAAUGAGAAGCUGGCAGCUCCCGGGGAGGGAGAGAGCGUGGAUAACGUCACUGUCAUGGACGUCUACGGCUUUGCGGCCCUGCGGGUGAACGGCCUGGAACAACUGUGCAGUAACCUCGCCAGCGAGCGUCUGCAGCUCUUCUCCAGCCAGAUGCUGCGGGCCCAGGAGCAGGAGGCCUGUCGGCGAGAGCUGCUGCCCUGGGUGCCCGUUCCCCAGCCUGUGCGGGACACCUGUCUGGACCUCCUCAUAGACCAGCCCCACAGCCUCCUGAGUAUCCUGGAUGCCCAGACAUGGCUGUCCCAGGCCACAGACCACACCUUCCUCCAGAAGUGUCACUAUCACCAUGGCAAUCACCCCUGCUACGCCAAGCCCCAGCUGCCCCUUCCGAUCUUCACCGUGAGGCGUUACGCUGGGCCUGUCACCUACCAGGUUCACAAAUUUAUAAACAGAAACCGGGAUCAUCUUGACCCUGCCGUGGUGGAAAUGCUUGCCCAGAGCCGUCUCCAGCUUCUGGGCAGCCCGUUCCAGGAAGCAGAGUGCCAGUCCAGGGCUGGGCCAGGCAAACCCACACUGGCCUCUUGCUUCCAGCAUUCCCUGGAGGACCUCCUAGCCCAGCUGGGCAGGAGCCAUGUCUAUUUCAUUCAGUGCCUCAACCCCAACCCAGGAAAGCUUCCGGGCCUCUUUGACGUGGGACACGUGGCUGAGCAGCUGAGCCAGGCCAACAUCCUGGAGGCGGUGUGUACCCGCAGUGCCAACUUCCCUGUGCGCCUGCCCUUCCAGGCCUUCCUGGCUAGGUUCCGGGCCCUGGACACAGAGGCGCGGGGAGAGUCCUCUGACCGCGAGAGGUGUGGCGCCAUCCUGAGUCAGGUGCUGGGGCCCGAGUCACCCCUCUGCCACCUCGGGGCCACCCAGGUCCUGCUGCGGGAGCCGGGCUGGCAGCAGCUGGAGCAGCACUGGGCCCGGCGACGCUCCCAGGCCCUGCUCAGCCCGCACCUCGGCCUGCACACCUGCAUCCCCCUCCAGCACCUCGGCGGCCUCCUCCUGCCGCGGAUGCAGGCGCAGGCGCGAGGGCUUCAGGCCAGGAAGCGAUACCUCCAGCAGCGGGCAGCUCUGGGACAGCUGAACAGCGUCCUGCUGGUGACCCGGCCCCUGCUCCGGAGGCGACAGAGAUUGCAGCUUGGGCUUCGGUGUGGCUGGCACAGUGGCCCAGCCUCCAAGACAGCGCCAAGCAUGGAGCUGGGGCGCUUGGAGAUCCCCGCUGAGGUGGCCGUCAUGCUAAAGACAGCAGAAGGCCAUCACCAUGCCUUGGUUGGGAGCAUCACCGAGUCCAUGCCCCCUGAAGUUCCGGUCCGGAGCAGCCUGACCCUCCCACCCGACAUCGACCAGUUCCCGUUCUCCAGCUUCAUCUCCACUAACUUUCAGGAGCCAGCCCUGCCCAGCCCUGGGCAGCCGCUGGCCAAGCCCCUGACCCGGCUGGAUGGUGAGAACCCUCAGCAUGCCCUGGAUAUCAACAAGGUGAUGCUGCGGCUCCUGGGGGAUGGGUCCCUGCACCCCUGGCAGGAGCAGAGCAUGGGCGAAUACCUGGUGCGACAGGGCCAGCGCCGGCCAGGGCUGCGGGACGAGCUCUUCAGCCAGCUCGUGGCCCAGAUCUGGCACAACACGGACGAGCAGCACAACCAGCGCAGCUGGGUCCUCAUGGCCAUCCUGCUCAGCGCCUUUCCCCCCAUGCCCACCCUACAGAAGCCACUGCUGAAAUUUGUGUCCAACCAGGCCCCCAGAGGCAUGGCAGCGCUGUGUCAGCACAAGCUGCUGGGGGCCCUGGAGCAGACGCAUCUGGCUCCUGGGAUGGCACGGGCCCACCCCCCGACCCAGCUCGAGUGGACCGCCGGGCGGCGGCGGGGCCGCAUGGCUCUGGACGUCUUUACCUUCACUGAGGAAUGCUACUCAGCCGAGGUGGAGUCCUGGACCACGGGGGAGCAAUUCACCGGGUGGAUUCUGCAGAGCAGAGGCCUGGAGCUGCCCCCCCGUGGCUGGUCCGUGUCACUGCACUCCGGGGACUCCUGGCAGGAUUUGGUGGGCUGUGACUUUGUGCUGGACCUCAUCGGCCAGACUGAGGACCUGGGGGACCCAGUCAGUCCCCACAGCUACCCCAUUGCCCCCCGUGGCUUAGCUGAGGCCAUCCCCCCCGCCCCUAGCAUCCAGGCCCCUCCAUUGCCCCCAGGUCCACCCCCGGGGCCAGCCCCAGCACUACCCAGCAGGAGCCAGUCAGGGGAGUCUCAGACCUCAGGGAACCUGGAUGGCUUCCUGGACCACCUCUUCCAGCCAGUCCUCUCCCCGGGCCACAGCGAUCUGGAGCAAGGCUGGGCUCUGAGCAGCCGCAUGAAGGGAGGGGGCGCCAUUGGGCCCAUGCAGCAAGGCAGCUACCCCAUGGUUUACCCAGGGAUGAUGCAGAUGCCCGGAUACCAGCCAGCCAUGAUGCCAGCCCCCGUGCCCAUGAUGCCAGCGAUGGGCGCAGUCCCUGCCGUGCCAGCCAUGGUGGUGCCGCCGCCGCCGCAGCCGCAGCCCCUGCUUCCCAGCGUGGACCCGAGGCAGCUGGUGGCCCAGCAGCAGAACUUCAUCACCCAGCAGGCGCUGAUCCUGGCCCAGCAGAUGACCGCCCAGGCCAUGACCUUGUCCCUGGAGCAGCAGACACAGCAGCGCCACCACCAGGCUCAGCCUCAGGCCCGGGCCCCCGGAGCUGCCUCGCCGAGCUCACCCCCAGCCGUCGCCCCCAAGCCCAAGAAGCCCCUGGCCCCACGCGGGGAGCCAGAGCAAGAGCUGAAAUCGGUGGGUGCCUGUCUGAGGGGAGGAGCCGAGGCCGGGCGGGAGACCUCACAGGAGGCCCAAGAGAAGCCCCAGCGGCCCAGGAGCUUCCAGCAGAAACAGGACUAUUUCCAGAAGAUGGGGCAGCAGCAGAUCAAGGUGAAGACAGUGAAGCCUCCACCCAAGGUACAGAUCCCCCAGGAGCAGGAACAGGAGGAGGAACAGGAGCAGGAGGAGAAUCCAAGAGCAGUGCCAUCCCCCCCACCUCCCCCCAUAGUGAAGAAGCCACUGACACGAGGUAGAGCCAAAGGGGUACAAGAGGCCGAGGCUGAGCCGGCGGCCCCAGGGGUGGGGCCUGGUGGUCACCCUGAGCCAGCCCCGCAACGGCGGGCAGAACCAAGCAGGGAGAUUCGCAACAUCAUCCGCAUGUACCAGAGUCGCCCGGGCCCCGUGCCCGUGCCCGUGCAGCCAUCCAGGAAGCCCCCACAAAGUUUCCUGAAGAAAAACAACCCUAAGGAUGAGGCUCUGGCUAAGCUGGGGAUCAGCGGUGCCCACGCGUGCGUGUCGACGCCAUCCCCCAGCUCAGGGAAGGGCCUCCCACCGGCUGUGGCCCCUCGCCCCAAGGUCCCGCCACAGCUUGGGCCCUCCAGCUCCACCAAGGAGAACCAGGGUCUCUCUGGCCAGACUCCGCCUGCUGCCCGGGCACCCUCCCCUCCACCAGCGCCCCCGCUGCCUCUGCCUGAGGAACCAGGGACCCCUUCAGCUGGGCCCCGCGGCUGGAUGGAGCCCAUGGAGGACCAGGGAGUCUCCACCCAGCUGCUCGUGCCUUCCGGCAGUGUGUGUUUCUCCUACGUCAACCCGCCCUGGAGGUUGUUCCUACGCAAGGAGGUGUUCUACCCCCGGGAGAACUUCUGCCACCCCUACUGCCUCCGGCUCCUCUGUGAGCAGAUCCUGAGGGACACCUUUGCCGAGUCCUGCAUCCGGAUCUCCCAGGAUGAGCGGAGCAAAAUGAAAGAGCUGCUGGGAGACCUGGAGGUGGGUCUGGACUCGCUCAACACCACUGAGGACAGUGUCAAGAAGCGCAUCGUGGUGGCCGCUAGGGACAACUGGGCCAAUUAUUUCUCCCGAAUUUUCCCUGUCUCGGGUGAGAGCAGCAGUGACGUGCAACUGCUGGGCGUGUCCCACCGGGGACUGAGACUGCUCAAGGCGACCAAAGGCCCCGACUUCCACCCGAACCAGCUGAAGACUCUGUGCUCAUACAGCUUUGCGGAGGUGCUGGGCGUGGAGUGCCCGCGCAGCUCCACCCUGGAGCUGUCACUGAAGAGUGAGCAGCUGGUGUUGCACACGGCCCGGGCGAGUGCCAUCAAGGCCAUGAUUGAGCUGUUCCUGAGUGAGCUCAAGAAGGACUCCGGCUACGUCAUCGCCCUGCGAACCUACAUCACCGAUGACCACAGCCUCCUCAGCUUCCACCGUGGGGACCUCAUCAAGCUGUUGCCAGUGGCCUCGCUGGAGCCCGGCUGGCAGUUUGGCUCCACUGGGGGCCGUUCUGGACUCUUCCCUGCCGACAUAGUUCAGCCAGCUGCUGCCCCAGACUUUUCCUUCUUGCCAGAGAGGAGUGGCCGGCACAAGAGUCAGCUGCAGCACAGAGAGCCAGGGCUGGCUCAGUGGGAGAGGGCAGCGGAGUGCCAUGCCCGCCCCCGGAGCCAGGCACACAGCGAUGACUCUGUAGCCUCCAUCUCUCUGUCCACGGACUCCUGCCACUACACCAUGCAGGAAUUUGCCCUGUACCACUUCCGGAAGCCCCAGACCUUGCUGGACCACACCGGUGGAGAUGCUAAGAAGGCCAUGGCCGGCCUGGUGCAGUACAGCAAGGCUCCCAUACGAGAAUCGCUCAUCAGCCUCAGUGAUGAGGACACAAACAGGCAGGCUGUGGAAAGCUUCCAGGCUCUGAUGCAAUUUAUGGGGGAUCAGCCUAAGCCCCGGGGCAAGAAUGAGAUGGAGCUCCUUUAUGACCUGCUGAGGUUGUGCCAGGAGAAGGAGAACCUCAGGGAUGAGAUUUACUGCCAAGUCAUCAAGCAGGUCACCAAACACCCUCGGCCGGAACACUGUGCUCGCGGCUGGAGCUUCCUCAGCCUCCUGACAGGCUUCUUUGCCCCGUCAGCCACGCUGAUGCCCUACGUAACGAAGUUUCUGCAGGAUUCAGGCCCAAGCCAAGAGCUGGCCUGGAACAGUCAGGAACACCUCCAGCGCACAGUCAAAUAUGGGGGGCGCCCGCAGCUGCCCUCCCCAGGCGAAAUUCAGGCUCUCCUGAAAGGGCAAGGAAUCCGCUCGCUUGUAGUUCACCUGCCAGGGGGUAUGGAUUACAAAACCAGUAUCCGGACUUUCACGGUGGUGGUAGAAGUGCUGGAGGAACUAUGUCUGCAAAUGGGCAUCACGGACCCCCAGGAAGUGCAGGAAUUUGCCCUCUUCCUCAUCAAAAGGGAAGGCGAGCUGGUGCGGCCCCUGUGGCCCCAUGAGUACCUCAACAACGUGGUGGAUCAGGACAUAAGCCUGCACAGCCGGCGGCUCGGCUGGGAGACCCCGCUGCACUUCGAUAACCCCACCUACAUCACCACCCACUACAUGCAGGUGCUGCAGGACUACCUACAGGGGAAGCUGUUGGUCAGCCCCCAGGCCAGCACCCGACUCGCCAGGCUGGCUGCCCUGCAGCACCGUAGCAAGCCCCAAGAGGACCAAGAGGACCACCUGUCGGAGCGAGACCUGCUGGCUUACUUGCCAAAGCCGCUGCAAUCGAAGGUGAACAUAGCCAUCAUAAAGAACCUGAUGGACCAGGAGCUGAGGCAGCUGCAAGUCUGCAGCUCCCAAGAGGCACAGAUCAACUUCAUCGAGGCUGUGAGCCAGCUGCCCCUCUUUGGCUACACUGUCUAUGUGGUGCUGCGCGUGAGUCAACUGGCCCUGCCUGGACCCAGCCUCCUGGGACUGAACCGCCAGCAUCUCCUCCUCAUGGACCCCUACAGCCAGAAACGGUGCUGCUCCAUCGCCCUGAGGGACCUGCACCGGCUCCACCUGCUGAGCCCCCUGGAGAGUAGGGGGCCCCCUGGCCUGGAACUCAACUACGGCUCUGCUGACAGCCCCCACACCAUCUGGUUUGAGCUGCCCAAGGCCCAGGAGCUGAAGUACACCAUCACCUUCCUGCUGGACAGCAGCCUUGCUUCCAGCUAGCGGCCGGCCUCACCCAAGAGGAAUGGAGGAGGGGAGGAGAUGAGGAAGGGGCCCCCUCCCAGGUCCAAGUCUGACAGGGAAGGUCUCCCUUGGGUGCUGUCAGGCCAUUUUGGUUUGGACUUCCCCACUUGGCUGUUCUGGAACCUGCCACAGCACAGCGCUGCUGGCCCAUGUGGAGGCCUCGAGGCAGGAGCUGCUCCAGUGACAUCAGCUGAGAAAGCAGGACUCCCCCUGGGGGGGGCCUGGAGCAGGGGCUGCAGGAACUCGCUUGGGCAUCUGAUGCUGCCCAGGCUGGGGAAGGGGGGGUGCCCAGCUGGCCCCAGGCCCUGGCUAACAUCAGCACGAAUCCAGGCCUGGGGGAAGCAAACAGUGAGGAAAUAAAACUCCCAAGAGAA